Messenger RNA from Mus musculus (house mouse), 14990 nucleotides. RefSeq names its product potassium channel, subfamily V, member 1 (gene Kcnv1). Gene Ontology annotation, molecular function: voltage-gated potassium channel activity; monoatomic ion channel activity. Gene Ontology annotation, biological process: transmembrane transport; monoatomic ion transport; potassium ion transport. Gene Ontology annotation, cellular component: plasma membrane; membrane; voltage-gated potassium channel complex. The coding region runs from base 591 to 2102 and encodes 503 amino acids. The transcript is spliced from 4 exons. The record is from RefSeq and is a predicted model, not a curated record. NCBI's taxonomy places the organism in Eukaryota, Metazoa, Chordata, Mammalia, Rodentia, Muridae.
CCAGCGGAGUGCUGGGCAAGGGUGGAAGCAUAACUCCCACAGAAUCCUGAGGCCAGGCCUGAAGCCAAGAUGCAUAGAGGCAGAGCAAGGCAGCAAACGCUGUCUAAGAUCUGUGCUGUGAGCAGUUUCUGGCUAAGAUCUAUGCUGUUAGCAGUUUCCAUUCUGGACUGGUGAAGUCAGAAUUCUCACUUGUAGACCAGACAGAUUAAAGAAUACUACAAUAUCCGUUUGAGCUGCACUGGCUGAGCAACACCCAGGUGUGCCUGAAGUUGCAGGAGGGGCCACCGGAACAGACUGUGUAUCCUGGGUUGUUCCCUGCCUGGACGCCACACAACUGCUUGCAGGGUUCCCUCCGCGCGACCACUCCUGUGCUCCCAGCCUCAUCGCUCUACCGCGCACUCGCAGCUCCCUAGCGACACCAGCCAUCAAGCUGGUGGAAAGAGUAGGGGUGUGCAAGUGGGAGGCUUCUCCCUCGGGAACCUGGGAGAUCCCUGCCGCCAGCAGGGGCCGUGGCACCGCCUGCGCGGGGACCCACGCUUCCAUCCAGCGCCUUCCCAACUUCCCAGUGCCUUCAGGCCAAGGCGGUCAGGAUGGAUCUGUCACCCCGCAACCGGCCGCUACUGGACUCGUCGUCGCUGGACAGCGGUUCUCUGACCUCACUGGACUCCAGUGUCUUCUGUAGCGAGGGCGAAGGGGAACCCUUGGCUCUGGGGGACUGCUUUACAGUCAACGUGGGCGGUAGCCGCUUCGUGCUCUCGCAGCAAGCUCUGUCCUGCUUCCCGCACACGCGCCUGGGCAAACUGGCCGUAGUGGUGGCCUCCUACCGCCGCCUGGGUGCCCUGGCUGCCGCCCCCAGCCCCCUGGAGCUUUGCGAUGAUGCGAAUCCGGUGGACAACGAGUACUUCUUUGAUCGCAGCUCUCAGGCGUUCCGUUAUGUCCUGCACUACUAUCGCACUGGUCGCCUGCAUGUCAUGGAGCAGCUCUGUGCGCUCUCCUUUCUUCAGGAGAUCCAGUACUGGGGCAUAGAUGAACUCAGCAUUGACUCCUGCUGCAGGGACAGAUACUUCAGAAGAAAGGAGCUGAGUGAAACUCUUGACUUUAAGAAGGACACAGAUGACCAGGAAAGUCAACAUGAGAGUGAACAGGACUUCUCAAAAGGACCUUGUCCCACUGUCCGACAAAAGCUCUGGGAUAUUCUGGAGAAACCUGGAUCUUCCACAGCAGCCCGGAUCUUUGGAGUAAUCUCCAUCAUUUUUGUGGCAGUGUCCAUCGUCAACAUGGCCCUGAUGUCAGCUGAGCUUAGCUGGCUCAACCUACAGCUGCUGGAGAUCUUGGAGUAUGUGUGCAUCAGCUGGUUCACCGGGGAGUUCGUUCUGCGCUUCCUAUGUGUGAAAGACAGGUGCCACUUCCUGAGGAAGGUUCCAAACAUCAUAGACCUCCUUGCCAUCUUGCCCUUCUAUAUAACUCUUCUGGUGGAAAGCCUGAGCGGCAGCCACACCACACAAGAGCUGGAAAAUGUGGGACGUCUGGUCCAGGUCUUGAGGCUCCUCAGAGCUCUGCGCAUGCUGAAACUGGGAAGGCAUUCUACAGGAUUGCGCUCACUUGGGAUGACAAUCACUCAGUGCUAUGAAGAAGUUGGCCUACUGCUCCUGUUUCUAUCUGUGGGGAUUUCUAUAUUUUCAACAAUAGAAUACUUUGCAGAGCAAAGCAUUCCUGAUACAACCUUCACAAGUGUUCCUUGUGCAUGGUGGUGGGCCACAACAUCCAUGACUACAGUAGGAUAUGGGGACAUUAGACCAGACACCACCACAGGCAAAAUCGUGGCCUUCAUGUGUAUUCUGUCAGGAAUCCUUGUCUUGGCCUUGCCUAUUGCCAUUAUUAAUGAUCGAUUCUCUGCUUGCUACUUCACCUUGAAACUCAAGGAAGCAGCUGUGAGACAGCGUGAAGCUCUCAAGAAACUUACCAAGAAUAUAGCCACUGACUCAUAUAUUAGUGUUAACUUGAGGGAUGUCUAUGCCCGGAGCAUAAUGGAGAUGCUUCGAUUAAAGGGCAGGGAGAGAGCAAGUACUAGAAGCAGUGGUGGAGAUGAUUUCUGGUUUUAAGUUUACCUUCAACUUAUUUACAAAACCUCUGUAUAUUUAGCUGGAUUGAUGAAGCCUUGCUGCUAUGGAUAUCUGUAUAUUGAUGAUGACUUUCUUGAGCACUUCUCAUCUUCUUUCUGGUGUAUUGAUAUCCUAGAAUAUUUAACAUCUCCUAUAGCAACUACUGAUUAUUUUGACACACAUCUUUAACAUAGCCAAUUAAUACAACCAAAAUCAAUUGGGAAAGGAAACACAUAUUUGAAUUUUCAAAUAUCAAUUAAUAUAAUUUCAUACAUCAAAAUUUAAAGAUUCAUGUGUCUUUAUUGUUGGGCUUUCAGUAGCGCUAUAGUUUCUGUUUUUAAUGGAAGUCGAAUUCUACAGUCCAGAGGGGUGGGAGAAUAACUGAACAUUUAAAAACACACUGAAGAAAUUUUUGCCAUUUAAAGAUUUUUCUCCAAAUAAGUUAUUUCUUUCUCUAUCAAGUAAAGCCACUGAGUAUAAAGAUAAGCUUUGCAAUCAAACACUUAAGCUUAGUAGCCGUAGUGAGUACCUCAUCUUCGAUCAAGUACAAGUCACUGGGUCCAACUGGACCGAGCUCUGCCCUCCAUCAGUUCAGUUGCGAGAGGAAGCCUCAAACUGAAGAGUGGAGUAGGUGAGACUUCAAGUGCCUAGGCAGCUUCAUCUUCCCAGCUGAGUGUGAUGUGUGAAGAAGAAUGCAGCAUAGCUCUCUAGGAAAAUUAAAUGAUUUAUAAAACAUCUCAUUAUAGAUGAAUUAUUUAAGCUAUGCUUUCAAAAUCAUGAAUAUGUAAAACUGAAGUAGUAAAGAUCCUAAAUUUAUCCAUCAAAAAGAUUAGAUAGUCUUUUCAUAAGUGGAAAUAUGUUGGAUGACAUCAUUAGAUGAACUUGUAGAUCUUUUUAUUUGUUAAAAACAAUAUUGUGAGAAGCUUUCUGACUGUUGAGGUAAAUAACAAAUGUUUAGAUGUCACCAUCACUUCUUUGGUAUUUAUAGUAAUACUACAAUGCCUAGACAUUGUGAAAUAUAAUUAAACCAAAAAGUUUUAAAGUUAAGAAAAACCCUGGUUCUAAAUAUUAUACAAAGUAAUAUUUUGAAAAGCUUAACAAAGGAUUUCCUUAUUGCCUACUUUCUUGAUAUAUGCAAUAAAGUUCCUUAAAAAAUAAAUAAAAUUGGCUCUGGGAUAGAAAUGUUACUCUCCCUAUUUAUUAAAGCAAAUACACAUGAAAUGCAUAUGCAUACAUGCAGAAUAACUGCAAUAUCAAAACUUCGCUGAGAAUAGAAUUAGGAAAAACACUUAGAUGGUAAUAAGCAUUGAAUAACAGUUUCCUUUUAAUCCUGUAAUGCAAGCCCCAAAUCACAACACAUGGAAAGCUAAACCAGAAGACACAUAAACCUGUAGCCAAUUGGACUGCAUAGCACAUUCUAGGUCAGGUUCAUCUGAAGUGCAAGUUCAAGAACACAUCAAGGAAUGGUAAGACCCUGUCUCAAAAAGUAAAAACAAUAAUCCUUUGUCUUAACAUAUGGCUUUAUAAUUUUUAGUGUUCUGUUUAAUGUGUGCCUAUAUAUUUCACCAACUGUAUUUAAGGCAUCUUACUAUCUUACAAACUACCAAGCAGCAAUAAAGGUGCCAAUCAUUGUUAUGACAUCAUAGAUUCUAAGUACAUUCCUAAUUUAGAUAUGUAAAAUCAUAAUAUUUACCACAGAAACAAGGUAACACCUCCUCUUUUCUUAUAUGCAUGCUUAAAAUCUGAUGAAAUUUCCAUGGCAUGAGUUUUUUUAGUAUAAUUUUUCUACUUUAAUUGUGAAUCAGAAUACAUCAUGCAUUCUGAUUAUGGUUUCACUUCUCUCAACUCCUAUGAGAUCUUUCCCAUAUCCCCUCACAUCAAAAUCCACACCUUUUCUUCCCUCCCUUAGAAAACACAGACAUCUAAAUAAUAAAAAUAAUUAUAAAUAAUAAUAAUAUAAAGUAGGAUUUAGAACAACAGAAAAAGAAGAAAAGAGGGGGAAAGCACGGGAAACACUCAUAGAAAAGGCACACACACUUGCACACAAAGGAAUCCAAUAAAAACACAUAAAUUGAUGCCAUGAUAGAUACACAAAGUACCUGUAAGGCUACAAUAAAUAAAAAUAAAUAAAAAAAUACUUCACAAGAUAUUAUGUGACAAAGAACCUCAAAAGAUGCCUCUAAGUUUGUUUUGUCUUGGCUAUCUACUGCUUAUGAUUGGGUUUUCAUUCCUGGUAGGAGACAAUGAAUGGAGAAAACUGAUUUUUCAUUUAUGAGUUGUUAUAAACUGGAGAUAACUUCCAGGUUAGAGAAAGGGGCUGUGUUAAAUUCUCCUCUUGUCUCUGGGAGUCCAUCUGGUGCAGAACCAGGCAAAACUCUGUGUACACUGCCACAGUUUCUAUGUUUUCAUUUGUGCAUUGAUCUUGUUGUGCUUAGAGGGCUUUGGACCCCCUAUUCCCUCUGAUUCUUACAAUCUCCCUGACUCUUUUUCCACAGGAUUUUGUAAGUCUGGAAGAAAGAGGUAUGAUGGAGACAAUCCAUUUAGGACUGAGUGUAUCAAAGUCUCUUGCACUAUGAACAUUGUCUAGCUGUAUCUUUGUAUUUGUUUCAAUGUACUACAAAAAGGUAUUUCUCUGAUGAUGACUGAACAAGGCACAAAAUUGUGAAUAUAGCAAGAUGUUAUUAGAAAUCAUUUUGUUUUGUUAUAUUCCUUAAGUAGAACAGUUGUCUUCCCCUUAGGUCUCUGGGCUAUUGGUCUCUGGUUAUUUACCCUCAAGUAGUGUUAGGGAUGGGUUCCAUCUCAUGGAGUAGGUCUUAAUUCAAAUCAUAUAUGGUUGGUGUGGUAGUUUGAAUAAAAAUGAACCCCAUAGGUUCAUAGGGAGUGGCACUAUGACCUUCAUAGGAGGUAUGACCUUCCUGAAGUGAGUGUAGCCUUGUCAUAGAAAAUAUGUCACUAGAGAUAGACUUUGGGGUCUCAGGAGCUUAAGCCAAGUCUAAUGACUCACUGUCUCUUCCUGCUACUUGUGGAUCAAUAUGUACAACUCUCAACUACCUCUCCAGUACCAUGACUGCCUGCAUGCCACCAUUUUCUCCUCAUGAUGAUAAUGAACCAAACCUCUGAACUGUAAGUCAGAUCUAAUUAAAUGUUGUACUUUGUAAGUGUUGCCAUGGUUAUGGUGUCUCUUCACAGCAAUAGAAACCCUAAGACAGUUGGUUACUCCCACAAGCUUUGUGCCACUAUUGCACUAGCACUUCUGAAGAUAUUGUAGCUCAGUUGGUGUUUACAUUUCUCCUUUGGGCUGUGCUCAAGUACCUUCCAGUAGCAUACACAUUAGUUCGUAGUUGUGAAGUUACUAGGUAGGCACCAGCUUGAAUCCUCUGUGUUCAAUGAAUUGUGUAGUUGUUGUCAUCAACUAUAAGGCCUUACUCCCAGUUUGUGGAACACAGCCAAAAACCUUGAUAAUAGGCUAGGUUGUUGGAGGAUCCCAUGGGGCCCCUUCAGCCAACAACUAGAUUAGACAUAAUACAUUCUUGGCUUCAUUUGAUAAUGUGAGACUUCCAGUUAGAGCUCCUUCCCUCUCUUCAUUUGCUCUUCCCAAUUCCUGCCCCUCUCAAUCCAUCCACAACUAUUUAUUCUAUUUUCCAUUCUUAGCGAAAUCUACUUCUAUCCCCUAGUCCCUUAAUUUAUACCUAUCUAUUAAUUCAACAAAUAAUUUCUUAAAACACUAUGAUUAUUGGGUACUAGAGAUCACUUGGUAAUCAAAACCAAUCCCAGUUCUCUUCAGUUAAUAUCCUAUCCAGUGAUAUAUGGGAAAGAAAAAUAACAAAUUUGAGAUAUUAGGAGACCAAAACUCACCUAAAUCCAUACAGUCGUUAGAUGGCAAAGUCGGGAAAUAGUAAUCUAUCCAACUAUGAAAAAAAUAUCCUAAGAUCACGUUGCUAGGUUUCCCUAUGCACUCACUAUGCCUUAAGAGAAACAUUCACAGACAUGGGUUUUUUUUCUCAAGAACAGUUAUGGGAGAACUUGCACCUUUUAUAGCACAAAUAUAGGUUUUCCUUAGAAAAAUCAAUACUUGAGAUUUUUCUAUAAAAAAUAUGUGUAUGUGCAUACAUUCAUGUACUUCCAUGAUGAUGGACCAUCCUAAAAUAUUUUCUACAAGUAUGGCUUGUUAACUAUAUAAAUUUUGUCAAGAUCUAGACAUUUGCAAAAACAUUUAAAAGUCUUUUAAUAACAAGUUUACCUAAGAAAUUGUAUUUUAAAGAUUUUGCUAUUUUUAAUAACCAGCAACAUGACUGAGCAGAUAAAGACAUCUGCUGCCAAGACCAAUGAUUGAAUUGAAAACUCUAGUACCCUGGUUAUGCGAAGAAAGAACUGACUCACAAAGUUUGUAUUCUUACAUCCAUGUACUUUCCUAUUUGUUUCCCCAACACAAACACACACACUAAAUAAAAUAUAACAAACAUUUUUAAUGCACUCUGUAAAAUGUUUUAAUAUUUUUAAAAGCAAAUAUACUCCCUACUAGGAGUCACAUCACAAUUCCAUUUUGCUGUUUCUCUCAUAUAUCUACAUAUAAAUAUUCAAGACAUGACCCAUUGAUCAAUUAAAUGAUUAAUAGUAAUAAGUAGUAUGAAGAAUGCACAAUGGAGUUCAAUGAGAUCGAAAUCUUUGUUAUGAAAAAGUGUUACUUUUAUUAUAAUCCUUUAACUAGCUCUUAUAGAAAAUAUGUAUGCUAACCCAAGCUGUCUAAACAAAACACUAUCUUUGGAUACAUUUGUUUCACUAACAUGAAAAUUUUAUUCUGCUGAAAUUUUCAGGCAUCAAUUUUUAUCUUAUCCGUCCUUCAAUUUUAGUCCAAGAAUGGAUUGAAAACCAGUGUUCCAAUGCCUUUUUCAAUGACAUCUCUUUACAAAGAACCUCCAAUAACCUCUAUAAGUCAUAAUGAUAUAUAUAAGAAAAACAUAUAAGGAGAACAUUAUCAAUAAGCCCUAUACGCAGUUGUUUAAUGGAAUAAUUUAAAAGUCAUAGAAUAACCUGGAUGCUGACAAUUUCCCCGAGUUUGCCUAUAUUAUAGUCAGUUCUUUAUUCUCUCCCUUGCCUCCACUGACCUGCUUUCUGACAUUCCAUCAGGGCUGACCUAUCCCAACUCAAUCCAAUCCAAAGCCAAGUUUUAUCAUCCCCUGUAAGUCACAGCUGCUGCCUAUUCCUCUUUACAUUCAUUUCAGCAACUCCAUUUGGAUUCUUGGGUUUCUGGGCAAUCAAACUGUACCUCCUGUGCCCAUUCACAUUGAAAAUAAGUGGAACCUGCAAACGCCUCCCUUUGAUUCUUAUUUCACUGAUAAAAUUGAAUCAUCGAGGAGACAUUCUACAAGAACCAGCACCCACACUUUGUCACCCACCUCCAUCUGUUCUUUUAAUUUCUGCCUUUCUAUUACAAGAGUCAAUCUGCCCAUCUCACUUUUCUCCCCAGUUCUAGGGAUUUCCUCAGGAACUCUUUCCCUCUUUCCCACAAGAUCAUUACUUCUCCUUUCUCCCAUGGAAAUCUUAUUAGCAUAAAAUGUGUUUUAGUGUUCCCAUUUUUAAACAGCAAAAGAAAAAAAUUUGAGCAAAUAACCUCUCUGGAUCUUUCAUGAUCUAAAAUGCAUCUAAUUUUCUGCUCUCUUUUAUGAAAAAACUCCUUGGCAUAAGUUUCUAAAUCCAGUCUUUUCAUUUACAUAGUGUUUCUUUUCCUUUCUCAAAAAUCCACUCAUUAGUCUCUUGCUAGUCCAUCGUCUGUAGAAGCAGUGUUCCUAUGACCAGUAAUGAUCCUAUCACUGAAAGUUUCAGUCAUCAGUGUUCAGGUUCCAUAUUGCUCCAGCAGCAGCACUUCACAGGUUAAUUAUAGACACUUCCUUGAAACACUUCUUCCACUUGACUCAUAUCCCUGCACAGCUACCUAAUUUUACUCUUCCUUACUAUCACCAUCUCUUCUUGCUAAGAUGGUCCAUUAUACCUAAAUCCUAUUUAUUUAUAUUUUUCAUUUGAUAAAAUAAUCUGGUUUGUGACCUAAAUAUCACUGAUACUUAGUCAACUCUUACAUUUUGAUGCUAAACCAGCAUGAUGCUGAUUUAAUGGGUAAUUUUAGUAACCCAAUGUUUCAAAACACCUUUCAUGUUUGCCUAUCAACUUUUAUAAGGCCACAGAGUAAAAUAAAUAUAUCUAGCUUUGAAGAAUACAAUGCAACUAAAUCUGAAGAAAUGGUCAGUAUUAACCUUACAAUUCCUUUUCAUUUUCCACAGUUCAGAAGGUACUCCGAAUUAUGUGAAAUUUUAUUCCACCUUUUAAAAAGGCUUAUAAUCUAAGAGGCUUACUAGGAAAAAGAAAAUAAUGAGAAUGUGUGUGUGUAUUCUAUUGCAAAAAUAUAUCAAAAGAAGUUAUAAUUGAAUUAAACAAGAUUUGACAGAUGAGUAAAGAAACGUAUAUAAGUAAAAAACUAAAUGAUAAGUGAAAGCUCACUAACAAAUGUGAUUUUGGAAUUCAAGGCAGAAACAUGUUUCUUGGUAUUCAUCAUUAAUCACUUCAGCAUCCAAACAGGAGGUUUACUUUUAAUUUCAGUUAUAUUAUUAAGAAAACCAAAUCUUGAAAAAGUAAUUUCAGUUUCACUAAACUAGGGCAAUAUUUCUGAAACCCCAUCGUUACUCCUUUCUUUACUGAACAGCAAAUGUUUUCUAACGGGUCUAUAAUUAUCAUUGUCAACUCAUUCUAAAUAGUACAUGUGAAAAUAAAAGACAGAGUUGCUAUGGAAACUGUAUAGAAAAUUCAUUUCAGCAGGCCUAACUUCUAAAGUUAAAAAGAAAGAAGAGAUUUACAGACAACAGGACUACCUUGACCACAGCCAUUAAAAGGAAAGCAAAGGGGCAAAUGAUGUGCAAGUGAAAACCUUCUUAUACCACAAGCAGAACUCACAGAUUCUUGAUUCACAUGAGCUUUAGUAUUUAGCAAUUUGUUAAGCAUUUUUUCUUCAAAUGACAACCAAUGAAAAUGUUUCUUUAAAAAACCUCAUGCAUAACAAUGUAAUUUAUUUUUUAAUAUUUUAAGGUCAUAAUUGACAUACAGUAAUGGUAUAUUAUAUCUUCAUUAGAGGAAAGGUAAUCAUGUAUACAGUUAACAAUGAUCAAACCCUUAAUCAUAGCACCCUGGGGAGAGGGGGAACAGAGGUCGGUAUAUCUCUGUGAAUUUCAAGUCAGCCUGAUCUACAAAGUGAGUUCUAGGAUAGCCAGAGCUAUAGAGAGGAGCCCUGCCUCAAAAGAAAAAAAUAAUUUUUUUAUAUUUCUAAUUAUGAAAUAGCAAAUUUUAUUAUAAUUAUAUAAAUGUUAACAAAAAUUUUGAAACUAGAUUUUUUUCAUACAAUAUAUUCUUGCUACAGUUUCUCCUCCCUCGGCUUAUUCCAGUUCCUCUCUGCUCCUCUACUUAUUUUGGUUCCUUUCCCUUCCCCAUCCCCUCCAGAUCUACACCUUGCUAGUCUCUCAUUAAAAAAGAAACAGUCCGCUAGGGAGUAAUAAAAAAUUAAAAUAAGAUAAAUAAGCUCAGAUAAAUCUGAUGAAAUAACCAGACAAGAAGAACCCAAAAAGAAAAGGCACAAGAAACACAUAUAGACGCAGAGUCACAUAUGUUCACCUGCACACUCAGAAAUCCCACAAAAGCUCACAACCAGAAACCAUAGGUAAGGUAGAAAACAAAAUCAACAACAAAUAACAACAGCAAACAUACUCUCAUUUAACAUAAUGAGAUAAAGAACCUCCAAAGAUACUACUGAAUUUAUUUCCUAUUGCAUACCUACUGCUAAGGAUGAAUCCUACCAUUAAGAUUGGUUCAUUCUCAUCACCCCCCCCCCAUAAGACUUCGUUGGAGAAAAAUAAUUUUUUAUUUAUGAAUGGCCAUGAAUUGGUUAUCCAUUAUGUGUUAAGGAUUGGGAACAAAUAUCCACUUUCUUUCUUAGACUUCAUCUGGUGCAGAACAGUGAAAUCUCUGUAAAACCUGACAUAAUCUCUGUAAGUUAAUAUGUGCACCAGCCCUGUUGUAUCUAUAAGGCCAUAGUUUCUUGGUGUCUUCCAUCACCCUGAUUGUUAUAUACUUUUUUCCCUUCUUCCUCGGAGUUCCUUGAUCCCUGAGGAGAAGGAUUUGAUGGAGACAUCCUAUUUAGGGCUAAGUGUUCCAAGGUCUUUCAAUCUUUUCAUAUUGCCUAAUUUUGGUUUAUGUUAUCAUCUGCAGCUGGAGAAAGCUUCUCUGAUGAUGACUGAGCAACACACUGAUCUACAAAUAUAGCAGAAUGCUAUUAAGAGUCAUUGUAUUGCUAUGUACCUUCAGCAGAGGAGCAGUAUAUGGUGUCCCCCUAGAUCACUAUUUGCUCUCAGGUUCUUGGCAGCAUUGGGUAUGUGCUUCAUCUUAUGAAGUGGGCCUUAACUCAAAUUGGUUGCUUAUUCUCAUAUCAUUGUGCCACUAUUACAAUAGUAUAUCUUCCAGGCAGGUCAGUAAUGUAGAUCAAAGACUUUUUGUCUUUGGUGUUCACCUCUCUCUUUUGGUAGUCUACAAAAUACCUUACCAUGAAUACUAGUCCACAGUGGUGAAAACUCUCCAUGUUCGAUGAAUUCUUCAAGUGUUGCCUUAAGUAAUAGGACCUUACUGCUUGUGGAGAGCUAACAAUAGUACUGGCAACGAACUGGAUUGUUUGUGAGUUCCCAUGGAAUGCCUUUGACUAACAAUUUGAUUUAGAGGUAACACAUUCCCAGUACUAGAAGUUUCAUUUGUUGAUGAGAGAGAUGUUCAGUUGAGGCUUAAUCUACAGUUUCUUUUUGGCAAUUUCUUUUAGAAUACCUUCAUAUAUUAAUAUGGAUAUAAUAAAUAUACUAUAGAAAAUACACUAAAAUUAUUUAUGUAUAUUAAGAAACUUAUACUGUAUUAGAUUUCUGCACAGCUCCUCAAAUGGACCUGGAUUUUAGCUGUCCUUCCCCAUAUUUCUUCUUCUGUUCCCCUUGUGCUUCCCCUCCUCUGUUUAAUCAAUCAGAUCAAGUCAGAUCAAUCUCUUCUCCUAAUUCUCUUACUUUCUACCUAACCUCUGUGUUUCCAUUGAUAAUAUCUUGCUUAUCAUUGACUAAACAGUCUACAUCAAAAAUAUGAGCAAAUGCAUACCAUAUUUGUCCUUCUGGGUCUGAGUUGCUUCACUCAAGAUGAAUUAUCUAGCUCCAUCCAUUUAAUACAUCCUAAAAAUUCCAGGUCUCUGAUUUUUUUUAACAGAUAAGUAAUAUUUCAUUGUAUAAAUUACCAUGUUUUCUUUAUCCAUUCAUACACUGACAGACAUCUAGGUUGGUUCCAAUUACUGGCAAUUACUAUACCUGGCACAAACCUUAAGUCCAAGUGGAUCAAGAACCUCAACAUAAAACUAAAUACACUCAAUCUAAUAGAGGAGAAAGUGGGAAAGAGCCUUGAACUCAUUGACACAGGGGGAAAUUCCUAAACAGAACUCCAAUGGCUUAUGCUCUAAGAUCAAGAAUUGAUAAAUGGGAGCUCAUGAAACUGGAAAGCUUUUGUGUAAGGCAAAGGACAUCGUUAAUAAGACAAAUCAGCAACCUACAGAUUGGGGAAAUUUUUCACGAACCCCACAUCCAAUAUAGGGCUAAGAUGAAAAAUAUAUAAAGAAUUCAACUCAAGAAGCUAAUCACACACACACAAACAAAAAAUAAAAAAAUAAAAAAGUCAGGAAUAGAACUAAACUGAGAAUUCACAACAGGAAUCUUGAAUGGCUGAGAAGCACCUAAAAAAAUGUUAAAAAUCCUUAGUGAUCAGAGAAAUGCAAAUCAAAGGACCCUGAGAUUCCACCUUACACCAAUCAGAAUGACUAAGAUCAAAGCCUCAGGUGACAACACAUGUUGGCAAGGAUGUAGAAAAAGAGAAACACUCCUCCAUUGCUGGUGGGAUUGCAAAAUGUUACAACCACCCUGGAAAUCAAACUGAAGGCUCCUCAAAAAUUGGAAAUAGAUCUACCUGAAGACCCAGUAAUACCACUCAUGGGAAUAUACCCAAAAAGAUGUCCCACCUUUCCACAGGGGUAUGUGUACCACGAUGUUCAUAGCAGCCUUGUUUGUGAUAACUAGAAGCUAGAAACAAGCCAAAUGUCCCAGGACAGAAGAGUGGAUACAGAAAAUGUGGUUUAUUUACACAAUGGAAUACUACUCAGCUAUUAAGAAGGAGGACUUCCUGAGUUUUGCAGCCAAAUGGUUGGAACUAGAAAAUAUCAUCCUAAGUUAGGUAACUCAGGCCCAAAAGGACACACAUGGUAUAUACUCACUAAGUAUAUAUUGGGGGGUGGGGGGAGUACAGAAUACCCAAGAUACAGUCCACAGAACUUAAAAAGUUCAACAAGCUGAAGGGUCCAAGUGAGUAUGCCUCAGUCCCACUUGGAAAGGAGAAGAAAGCAAUCACAAGGCGGGAGGGACCUGAGUGGGAAAGGGGACAGGGGCCGGGGUUUAGGGAAGAGGCGGACAUGAUCUGGUAUUGGGUGGGGGAAAAGGACUGAAGCCCUGAGGGCCAGCAGAAAGAAUGGAAACAGUCAACCUCAGGAGGUCGGAUGUUGAGGGGGAUCCUCCAUAAUGUACCAGAGACCUGGGAAGUGAGAGACUCUCAAUUAUGAAUAGAAUAGCAAUGAAAAUGGUUGAAUGAGUGUAUCUGUUGUAUAGCUGGACCUUGAAACAGUACUAUGAAAUCCUUUUGAUGAAAUGUCACAAUGAUUUCCAUAGUAUCUGUAUAAGUUUGCACUCCUACCAUAACUGUAUGAGUGUUCCUUUUACUCUACAUCCUGGAUGCUUUCUUUCCAUCAUUGAUCUCGACUGAUUGGUUUUAUUUGCAUUUCUAUGAUGGCUAAGGAUAUUGAACAUUUAAGUGUUUCUCGGUCAUUUGAGUUUCUUCUUUUGAGGAUUCUCUGUUUAACUCUGUAACCCAUAUUUAAUUGGUUAGUCACACACAGAAAGAUAAAUAUUAAAUGUUCUGUCUCACAUCUAGAUGUUAGAGAAAGUUGAUGGAAGUCUAGAAAGUGGUUACUAGACCAUUAUUAAGAGGGUGGAGUGGAUUGAUUGGAGGCUGAGAAAAGGUACCAAAGCACAGAGGUUGAAACAAUAAAUUCUAGGGUUCUACAGCAUAUUGUGACAACUAUAGUUCACAUGGAUCUAUUAUACAUGUUGUAAAUAACAAAGUGUAAGGAAACGAAAGCGUCAUCAUGCAAAGCAAGGACAUAAGAAUGGCAUGUUUAUUACUGUGGUUUGAUCAGCAUUGAGUCGAUUCCUGUAUUGAAAUACACUGUGCCCCCAUAAACAUAUAUAAUAUAUACUACUCAAACUUCUUUUAAUAAUUGAAGACAUGGAAAUAUUAACUACUCUAGUUUGAGCAUUAAACAGUGGUUUCAUCUAUAAUUAAAUGAUAAUUAAAUAAACACUUACAUGUGUCAAGAGUACAGCACUUGUUUAGUACAACAAGACCCUCUCUAUUCAGUCUUCAGGAAUACACAAGUAAAAAGUCAAGCCUGGUUAAUGCCUGUAUAAUCCCAGUAUUCAGAAGGUCUGAGAUCAAAGACAGAAUAGUCUACAUAUGAUUUGUUUUCAAGGCUCUGUCUCAAAACAACAAUGAUGAUUGACAUCAAUAAAAAAAGCUUUUACAAAUGUAAGGAAAUCAAAGAAACCAAUUUGUUUAAUCCCAAAACUUCAGUGCACAAAUAAGAUCCUACUUUCCUUACACCAUCCAUCAUAUUGUACUAUAAAUAUAUCUUCAGAGAGCUUUCAACAGCUAUAUAUGCAAAUCUAAUUAGUGAAAUCAUCUUUCACGUAGUGCUGACACAUUUUUUAGAACAAUCUUGUAAAACACAGAGGAAGACACAAUCACUUAAUUGUGUAUGACACUUUCACAAGGACUUUCAAACAUGCAAAGAUAAGCUAAUUAACUGGUGCUAUGGAAGCAGGUUAAUUUAUAGCAUAGAGAAAAGUAUUGCGGCGUAAUUUGUCCAAUCCAUAACAGAACUGGCAAGGAUGGUAUAAUAAUAGGGUUUUUUUCAUGCUGUCCUUCCAAAUUUAAAGGAAAGAAAAUCAAAUAAUUUUAUAUGAACUAAAAUAAUCACAUAUAUUCAAGAUAGAAUCACCUAAGUAUUUUUAAAUAAAAAUUAUUAUAAAACUUAAAAUAAAUUCUAGAUUUAGUUUUUAACCUAUACAAUAAAGUCAUUUUUUCUGAAUUCUCUGAGGUCUCUUUUAUCAAUGGUCACAUAAACCUUAAUCCAGUAUUUGAAGACAAUAUAAAUCAUUUUAGAUAUAGAAGACAUUGGUUUUUUAGCUGCAGAAUAUGUCACUAGUGAGUCUUAAAUUUAAUGACUUAUGACCAUUACUACUUUUAAUAAAGUUGAUGGAAGAAAAUAUAAUGGGUAAAGUAGACUAGGAUGGGAUGAGAUAGAUGUGAAUGCGCUCUACUGGGGUGGGGCAGGCAUAAAGGAGCUGAGAUUGGAAGACAUGCUACAAGUCCUGAACAAGUGCUGAAAACUGCACUGCAGAGGGCUGUGGAAACAAUGAGACAAGGACCUACAGGGUGUGUGCUAAAAUCACAUAUUAGAUAAAAGACAAUCUCAGCUUUAUUUCUUGGUUCCAUGGUACAGGAUUCCAUUCAUCAUGGGAAGAUUUCAUCACUGGGCUUCAGGUGAACAUAGCUUACUGCUUUUUGUGAGCUUGUGCAAGUAAAUUGUACCUUCUAUUAGUAAAGUAGAUGAGCAUUAUAAGAAAACUAGUUUUACAAACUUUGUGUGCUGUUUUGAGAUUAUAAUUGUACUGUGACCAUAUUUUUCAUCCCUGGUAAUAUUAUAAUUAAAACUAACUACUCAUGGCA